This is a messenger RNA of Exserohilum turcica Et28A, 1533 nucleotides long. RefSeq lists its product as uncharacterized. Lineage: Eukaryota; Fungi; Ascomycota; Dothideomycetes; Pleosporales; Pleosporaceae. Gene Ontology annotation, molecular function: protein binding. Bases 1 to 1533 code for a protein of 510 amino acids. The record is from RefSeq and is a predicted model, not a curated record. The transcript has 4 exons.
AUGUCUUCCGUUUUACCCGACACUACCAUUUCAGUUGCACUGGACAGACUCGAGCGUUUGGAACCCAACCAGUACAUUAUAGCCCUGGGAUCGGGUAGCGAGCAGUUCAUUGCCAACUCCAACGGUUACAGAGUCACCUACAUACCACCAUUGCUGCUCAAUGACACCAUCACUGGGAGCAUUAAAAAGUUCAUAUGGGUUUCCUACGGCUGCAACCUCGAUUCAUUCUUCUUUAGGUAUCAGCGGAGUGACGGAAGACCCGCCUUCAGUAUUGGCCCAAAUGUUCCACAAGGGUUACGUUCGUUUAUCGGGGACCUUAGGAAAUCGGAAACUCUUAUGGCUGGCUUCAGAGUACAGUUUGGCGCCAACAAUUCUUUUGUCGCGUGGUCAGACAAAGAUUGGGUCAGCUCGAAUGUUCCGAACGAGCUUGAUCUCAAACGCGAAAUCAGUUCACACUCAUACGCGACGGAUCAUGUUACCAAGGGUCGGUUCACUGACAGUACGCUAGACAAUUUGCAGUGGCAUUCAAAGGGCUCCUUUUACAUCAAAACCGGCAACCGUCAUUUUUGGAACUUCCAAGCAAAGCCUAUGCAAAUCGCAUGGAACGGAAUGUGGAAAGGCCAAAGCCGAGACGAGCAGAUGCGCAGUACAGUGGAGCAUCUUGCAUACGUCGCGAUUAGCCCAUACUCGCAACGGGGAGAAACCUUUGCAUUUAUUAGAAAUCAAUCUCCUGGCCAUGAAGCCCCUUUCAUCGUCCAUUUCGAGGAAGAGCCCAUGCAUUCCAACAUCAUACAGGGCUUCGACACAGCAGCCAAAGACCCUUCUCCGUCGUCUUCGGUUCCUGACCAUAGUUCUGACCAUAGUUCUGAUCAUAGUUCUGACCAUGGUCCUGACCCCGUGCUACCUUCGCAUCCCUUGGACAAAGACAACAUUACUCUUCCGGACCAAAACACUCAGCUUAUGACCGUCAAGCAGGGAACUGUCUCCUUCAAGUGGGCAACCAGCGAGAGGUCGGGCCGUCCUCAUCAUAAUGAUGCACGCGAGUUGGAACUGAGCAAGGGAGAGAAGAUUAAAGUAUUACGAGAAAUGGGCCGCAACUGGCAUAUUGCCGUCAUCAAGAGAGGCGUCAGAGGCUGGGUACAUGGCUCUUGGCUUGAGUUUGGCGAUGGCAAGGUCCACACCGACUCCAAGGCAGCAUAUGCCCAGUUCAUGGAAGAUCUCGAGAGGCUGCUCAUACCUGGAGAGAUGCGCGAUUUUCCGAUGAUGACAAGCUAUGUUAAUGAGUGCGCCAGGGACGAGUGCAGGCUGCAAAAGCAAGAUGCAUGCUCGUUGGGAAUUUGCAUCCAUGAUUUGUUUGUCUUGCUGCAGGGCUCCGGUAAGGUUUCUUACGAAUGGCUCAAGGAGGGUCGCAACCUCUGGCACCCGGACAGGUUCGCCCGGUUCUGUGAGCCAGAACAAGCAGAGCGUCUGAAGCCUAUGGCCGAGCAGAUGUUUGUCAUGUACGGAGUAUUGAUGGAGAAUUGCCGGAGUUAG